Molecule: messenger RNA, 831 nt
Organism: Cynara cardunculus var. scolymus (artichoke)
Lineage: Eukaryota; Viridiplantae; Streptophyta; Magnoliopsida; Asterales; Asteraceae
Exons: 1
Coding region: 28-672 (214 amino acids)
Source: RefSeq, a predicted model, not a curated record
UCAAAAGAAUCCACCACACCCUUCACGAUGAGGAAGCUCUACAACCACAAUAAAGGCAAAAUCCAUCCAUCACCGCCGCCCACCACCACCACCGCCGACCACUUAUCUUUGCUACCGGUGGCCAUAGCCGCUCUUGCCGCCGCCCUUGCACCGGAAGACAAAGAAGUCUUGGCAUACCUUCUCUCAUGCUCUCUAACCACCACCACCAACAACAACAAUAAAAACUUCUCCGGCAACACCAAACCCACCAACAAAACUAGCGGCGGAGACGGAGGCGGCGGUGGCGGAAACCAUCCUCCCCAAUUCAAUUGCAACUGCUUUACAUGCUACACCAGUUACUGGGUUCGUUGGGAUGCUUCGCCAAACCGACAAAUGAUUCAUGAAAUUAUCGAUGCUUACGAAGACGGAUUGAUUCAUAACAAAAAGAGUGGGAAGAACAAGAAAGAAAGAAGGAAGAACAAAGUAAUUUCUUCAUCUUCCGCUUCUCCACACCCUCCACCGCCGCUUUCCGCCGCCGAGAAAGUUUCUGACGCGCCACCGCAAGUUGAGGAAAACAAGAUUGAAGAUAAUGAUGCUGAAGAUACAUUGAUGAUGGGGUCAUCAUCAGAGAAAGGAUCAGUAAGAAAAAUCGUAAGUUUCUUAGGAGAAAGGAUUUGGGGUGUUUGGGGAUGAUGAAUUUUUAAUUAUUUAAAAAUUAAAUUUUUGUUUUUUUAAAGAAAAAACAAACCAAUUUUCCCAUUUUUGUAGGUCAAAAAUGGUCCAUUUUUUUGUAAUUUCCCCAGGCAUAUUCUUAUUAUCAUUGGCUUCUGGUCUGCUUUUAUUUGUUCUUGG